Messenger RNA from Asterias rubens (European starfish), 1384 nucleotides. Its product is annotated as complement C1q and tumor necrosis factor-related protein 9B-like. Bases 13 to 825 code for a protein of 270 amino acids. The record is from RefSeq and is a predicted model, not a curated record. NCBI's taxonomy places the organism in Eukaryota, Metazoa, Echinodermata, Asteroidea, Forcipulatida, Asteriidae. The transcript is spliced from 2 exons. Gene Ontology annotation, molecular function: protein binding.
CACAUCAUCAAGAUGAAGAUUACUAUAGCAGUGGGCAGUGUCUUGGCUUUUAUGCAAGUUUGGUUAUUGGUGGCUACAGCAGCAGUUUCACCUGAUCCGGGACUGACGUGUAACUCCUGCUGCCAGGGCCCAGCCGGUAUACCGGGAAUCCCCGGAUCUAAUGGAAACCAUGGUCAAGGGAUUGUAGGCCCGAGAGGUGAUGCAGGCUCCCCUGGUGAGGUAGGUCAACCCGGGGCUAAAGGAGACAAGGGGUCAGAUGGACUGGAUGGUGAGCCAGGCGCUAAAGGGGAUCAUGGACAAAAGGGAGAUCAAGGAGUCGGUCAACCAGGGAAACAAGGACCUCAAGGUCUGCAUGGGAUGAAUGGUCUGAAGGGGGAGAGAGGUGAACCUGGACCAGCUGGACAGACCGGUGAAGCAGGUGAAUGUAGUACGCGACGGUCCGCCUUCACUGCAGUGAGGAAUACCGCCUUCAGCUCUCCAUCCUCCGGGGAUACUCUGCCCUUUGAAGAGUUAUUGUUUUCAGAGGAAGGGACCGAUUUCAACUUGAAUAACGGCACGUUUACGUGUAAUGUGCCUGGGGUAUACGUAUUGAUGUUCUCAGCCCGGAAAUCACCAAGUGGGUCUUACCUAUAUGUCCAGCUGAGGAAGAACGGUAACAGCAUUGUUUCAGGGGGUGUACGCGAUGCAGAUUAUCAUCAAGUGAGCAGCAGUGCAGUGAUUCCCCUGCACUAUGGAGAUCAAGUUCACUUAGCUGUAUUCGGUCCAGUAAAUAGUAGCUCUAACCAUUGGACGUCUUUUACAGGAUUCCUGCUGUACGAAAUCUAAAUCAAACAUAAAAACACACGGAAACGUUUUACUGUUUUAUAUAACGAUUUAUGUGUUUCGAAAUACAAUAAUCACCUAGUUAAUUGUGUUUAGAUGGGGCAGUUUGUUUAGAUGAAUAUAAUAAAUUAACAGUUGUUUUAAUGCAUGUAGGACAAUUAGUUUGAUUAAAAACGUUAUGUUUUAGAGCGUGGUAUUGCAAACGUGUUUAUUGUGGCGAAAACAUUAAAAUGUGUUGUUUUUUCUGUCACGUUAAUUGUGCGAUAAAUAUCAGUUCAUCUUUUUUUUUCUUUUUUUUAUCACAUCUUCGGGAAAAUUUUAUAUUUCUACUGUAAUUCCGAGGGUGCAAUGAUGAGUCCUUGAAACGACUCUACGACAUUCAAAUUAAUAUGCAAAAUGAAACUACGCAAUAAAAAACCGAUAGUUUAGUUAAUAGUAUAUGAAAACAACUGUAACUUUAUAUUCCUUGAUAGAAUUCAUUAUGGCCGCCGGUUAUGCCUGCAAUUUUUAUUCAAACAUUUUAAAUUGGUGGAAAAGGCUGUACCCUGUUGAAGCAACAAAA